CUGUUUGGCACAUGGGGCGGCAGUGGGUAGCUGGUGGGUAGUAGGAUAGCUCGGCGCUCGGUCACAGUCUGGUGUGGUCAUAACCGGUCAAGUAGUUGCUGUUUGAUCACAUGUCACUAGGGUUGUGAGGGAAUCACCGGGUUACAUCUAAAAAUAUGGAGUAAUAGAUGGAUGAAGAAUCUGAACUGAUAAGUACGAUGAGUAUGACUUGCGUGAAUGUUUAAGAGGCAGGAUUAACAGGUGUAGCCCUAUUCAUUGAAUGUGUGGUGUUGAGCUGUCGUAGCCGGUUGUCUAUUUUGCUGAACUUCAAACCUUUGCAGGUGAAAUUUUUAUCAACAGUUUGCCAAAAUGGGACGUAAGGCAAAGAUUGCAGCAUGUACUCUAAACCAAUGGGCUUUGGAUUUUAAGGGUAACCUAUCAAGAAUUCUCAGCAGCAUACAAGAAGCUAAAGAGAGUGGAGCUCGUUUCAGAAGUGGCCCAGAACUUGAAAUAUGUGGUUACAGUUGUGAAGAUCAUUUUUAUGAGAGUGAUACUCUUCUUCAUUGCUGGGAAGUUCUUGUUGAAAUAAUUGUCAGCCCCCUCUGUCAAGACAUUCUUGUUGAUGUUGGAAUGCCAGUUAUGCAUAAGAAUGUCACUUAUAAUUGCCGUGUUAUUUUCCUAAAUAGAAAAAUUUUGUUGAUUCGACCCAAAAUGUUGCUGUGUGAAGAUGGAAAUUAUCGUGAAUCUCGAUGGUUUUCUCCUUGGAAGAAGGUUCGACUGGUGGAAGACUACUAUCUUCCACGCAUGAUUCAGGCAUAUACAGGUCAACAGGUUGUACCUUUUGGUGAUGCAGUGCUAUCUUUGAAGGAUACCUGCAUUGGAUUUGAAAUUUGUGAAGAAUUAUGGAAUCCUCAAAGUUCACAUAUACCAAUGAGUCUGGAUGGAGUAGAAAUCAUUGCAAAUGGAUCAGGAUCCUAUUUUGAGUUAAGAAAAGCAUAUGUAACAGUUGAUCUUGUGAAGUCGGCCACAUUUAAGGCAGGAGGUUGUUACAUGUUCAGCAAUCUUAGAGGAUGUGAUGGCCAAAGAGUAUAUUUUAAUGGUUGCUCCUGUAUUGCUGUUAAUGGUCACAUAACGAAUAGAGGAAAACAGUUCUCUCUGGCCGAAGUGGAAGUUGUAGUUGCAACAAUAGAUCUUGAAGAUAUAAGAACUUAUCGAAAUGCCAUUCGCUCACGUAGCCAUUUAGCAGCAGAGAGCCCUUCGUUUCCACGUAUUAAUGUUGACUUCUCAAUCUCUGAAGAUUCUGAUGUUCCAUGUUUUGUACCAAUUGAUUGGCAAUACUUAACUCCUGAAGAAGAAAUUGAAAUGGGACCAGCAUGUUGGCUAUGGGAUUACUUGAGGCGAUCGGGGCAAGGAGGAAUCUUCCUUCCAUUAAGUGGUGGUGUUGAUUCAUCCAGUGUUGCUUGUAUUGUAUUCUCAAUGUGUAAUAUGAUUGUCAAUGCUGUUCAAUCUGGAGAUGAAACUGCUUUAGCAGAUGUUCGUCGAAUUGUUUGUGAUUCUGAUUAUACACCAUCUAAUGCUCGUGAUUUAUGUAACAAAAUAUUUGUAACUUGUUACAUGGGUAGUGAAAAUUCAUCUGCUUUGACAAAAGCUCGAGCCAAUUCUCUUGCUUCUGCCAUAGGAAGUUACCAUUGUUCUAUAUCUAUUGAUAUAGCAGUAACAGCUGUACUUGGGAUUUUUACUACAGCUACUGGACUGAUUCCAAAAUAUAGAUCACAGGGGGGCCAUGCAAGAGAGGAGCUUGCUUUGCAAAAUGUGCAGGCUCGUCUAAGGAUGGUGUUAGCAUACCUAUUUGCUCAGUUAAUGUUAUGGGUGAGACAAAGAUCAGGUGGUCUUCUUGUCCUUGGUUCAUCAAAUGUUGAUGAAGCACUUCGGGGCUAUAUGACCAAGUACGACUGCUCCAGUGCUGAUAUAAAUCCAAUUGGUGGAAUUUCAAAAGCUGAUCUCAGGAGCUUCCUCAAGCAUAUGUCUGAAAAAUAUGAUAUGCCAGUGCUGUUAGAAAUUCUUGCGGCACCUCCUACUGCUGAGUUACUUCCUCUCAGUGAUGGAAGAGUCACCCAAACAGAUGAAGAGGACAUGGGAAUGACAUAUUCUGAACUUUCUGUGUAUGGAAGAUUAAGAAAGCAGAAUUUCUGUGGUCCAUACUCCAUGUUCUGUAAAUUAGUCCAUACUUGGAAAGGAUCAUGCACUCCACAAGAAGUUGCUGAGAAAGUUAAACACUUUUACCAGUACUACUCUAUAAACAGGCAUAAGAUGACAGUCCUGACUCCUUCCUGUCAUGCUGAAACCUAUAGUCCUGAUGAUAACAGAUUUGAUCAUCGACCUUUUUUGUAUCUUCGAACUUGGGAUUGGCAGUUUAAAGCAAUUGAUGAGCAGGUUCAGCGACUCAGUCUUUCAGAUGACAAGAAGACAAAAGUUAAUGAAGAUGCUCAUGAGAAAUGUCCUGCUGCCAAAGCCAAUGCAAGUUGUGUGGACACUGGUAUGGGAAAGAGGAAACGAGCUAUUGAUAUCAACAAAUUACUAACUUCGGAGAAACAUCAUGGAGUUGUUGUACCUAACCAGUUAAACACCUCCCCUGCAUUGUCAUAAAGUCUUGUGGUACUAGUGGAAAUAGUCUUAACAAGAAGAUCAUUGUUACACAUAUAGAAUGUUUCUACAGUCAUUGAAAUCAUUGCUCAUGUAUCAUAUGUGCAUGUGAUGUAUAUGUGGGUAGAGUAACGCACUUUUUCAGACAUGAAAGAGAUAUUUCAUGUUCUGGUACAAUGAAUUGCACAUCAUUUGUAAAUGUAGAAUCAUUCCUGCAAAACAUGAUAUUCAUUGUUACCCAAGUAAUAUGUACAGGUCCAUUUAACUAUUACUUCUCACAGAUUUAGUGAAGUUGUACUUGUGGCACAGGUGAUAGAAAUGAGUUUGAGAUAUGAAAUUCCUCAGCAAGCCUGCUUAUUUAUCGAUACCAUUUUUCUCACACUAAAUGAAAAUAUGCUAGAAGCUGUGAAGAAUGUUUCUGAAAGGAAUGUGAAUAUUCACCAAUAAUUUUGAGUUAUAAUAAUGUUCUUUAAAAAACUAAUGUAUUAUUUAAAAGAAUUUUUAAAAUGUGUUAAGAAUCAAAAUUAUAUGGACCUAUAUACAUAUUUGAAUCAGCUCCCAUAAAUAGUAACCGUAAAUUAACAGUAAAGGUAUUAUGAAACAUUUACAUGUAAUAAAAUAAAAAAUUAAACAUCUGUAUGAAGUAAUUCAUUAUAAUGCUUUGAGAAUAACUAUAUUUACAUUGAAACAUUUUUAUUGAUUGAGUAGUGAGCAUAGUAGAAAUUAUCCUUGAUCAGCAUGUCUCCAAAAAUUGUUUCACUUUCAUGGAAGCUCAGGCUCGGAUAAUUUAAAUUGUUACUUUAAGAAAAUAACUUUACAUAUUGAUAACUAAUUAAAACAACAACUGUAUUGAAGUUUUCUUGGAUUGUGAAAGAAACAUGAACUGAAUUUAACCUAAUGAAGAACAUGUUAAAGUUUUAUUCAUAUCUGGUAUUUUUAAUCGGGUAGUACAUAACUGUGAUUGAAAUAAACUCUUUGUUCUAAUUUCAUGCUACUUACAACUGCCAAAAUUCAGCAUAAAUGCUGAUGUACAUUUAUGGAUUUUUCAAAAAAUGAUUUUCAGUGAAUAAGGUAUAUUUUCAGAAACAGUAGUGAGUGAUAUCUAUUUUACCUAAAAUAUAUUCUGAAGAGUUAUACUACUGUUGUCUCUACUUAAUGUUACAAAUUUGAAAAAGUGAUGUACAUACAGUACUUUAACUCAUUGUCAAUUCUCUAAUAAUGUAUUGGUAUCCCAUUAAUGUUCCAAAAUUCUUGUCUUUCUCAUUAUCAGAGCCCCCAGCUAUUAGUAACUAUUAUAAAAAAUUAAAAGAUCAUUGUAUGUACCUGUUGAAUAAAUAAGAUUUAUCAUGAAUUCUAAGAACUGGAAAGAUUUUAUUGAGCAAUGACAGUUUUCAAAAUACUCUCAUUAAUGAAUUGACUAUUACAUAACCCAUCGUUGAAGACUAAAUUUAUCACUGUUGAGUUUCAGUGACAUAGCAUGACAAAAUCAAACAGGUAGAGAGUAGUAGCAUCAAGGCAGGAAUUUUUCGAAGCAGUGAUCUUCAAAUCUCAGUAUUAUGUCCCAUACAAUUUUUAAUACUUAAACAUACAUUAUUUUUAAAAAGUUCAAGUUGAACUCAAUGUUUCCUGGAACACACAGAGCCAAAUGAUGAAUUGUAGCAUUCUGAAUCAUUCUGGGUUAGAUAGACCCUAGCAUUAUGAUGUACUGUGCCCCCAGAAGGAUGCUCCUUACUUGAGUUUCUGUGAUGUACACACAAUUUCCUUGCGCAGAAUUUUGUCUGGGGAGAUCUGUCUCCCCUUUAGUUCUUCACUUGGGUUUCUACUAGUGUUCGCUGGUAGGGAACUGACUUAUCACGAUUUCUGCUUUCCAUUAUGAACAGUGUCAGAUUUAAUGAAGAAUGUGUUCUGUAGAAAAAUAUAUUUUGAAUACUAUUAAUCUUUAGCUUGUAUUUUUCUUUGACGAGUUGACUGUCAAUCUUGCUUCCCCUCAUGCUAUGUCACUGAUCAUUCCAACUGUGAGUUUGAUACAUGAAGAUUUGGUUAGAAUGUUUGAAUUUGAUUUUAAAAUUUACUGAAAAGGAUAAUAAUGAAUGACUAAUCACAUUUCUUAGGAUUGAAAAUUUAAAAGAGAUUGAACUGUGAUUGCAUAUUAUUUUUUGUAAAAUCAAUGAGAAAGGUAAGGAAAGAAAGUGAAAUAAGUGUGAUAAUAGGUAAUGAUAUCAUUACAGUAAAAGACUGAUUAUUAAAUUGGAACAUAUUAAACAAGAGAGAAUCAUAAGUUAAUUCCUUUUUCUAGUAUUUCCUUAUGUAAAAAAUGUCUGCUGCAAAAUGAACGUAUCUUAGCUAACUGCAAAGCAGGCAGAGCUUCUUUGUGAGUACAUGUGAACUAUGUUGAGCAAGGUAUUACUGCUACAAAAGUGAGUACUAGCCACUCACUUUUUCUUCAUACUUGGAAUUACAGCACAGCUCAGCACAGCACAUAGUUUAGCAUGUAAGAUUCUAAAUGAGACUUGUCUAGACUGGCCAAAAUAAGUAUAAAAAAAUGUGUGACUAGUACUUGUGCUUUGUUGUUGUUUUUGGCCCUAAAUGAUUACAUUGAAUACUUACACUUAUUUUUGAUAAUUGUUCAUGAACCAUUUCAGUUGGGACAGCCAAUAUUGGAAGUGCCUUUGUGUCAGUAGUAUUUUGAAUUAACAGAUUGAAAUCAGCUUCCAAGUAAUAAUGAAAUAUUGAUCACUUCGUUCUUAACCUUUAUUUACUUUAAUCUGUUGCAUCAAAUGCUCAGCAUUAAUGAAAUAAUGUCUUGUUUCAUGUGUUGCUUUUCUAUUCAUUUUACAGCAAAUACUCAAUAACCUAAUACAUUCUGCUCUGAUAUUUUCUUACUUUUUGCCCAAGGAGUUCUGAAAUUCGUUUUUCAUUAAUUUACUUUUUAUUAAUUUUAUUGUUAUAAUUAUUCAAUAAUUCUGUAUGAAACCAUCUUCAUGUCUUCAUCUAGCAUUCCAUUGGCUGCCAUACACAGUAGACAUUUAUUUUGUGUAUGCUCUGCACUGCAUGGCUAAUAUAUAUUUUAAGGAAAUGUAGAUGGAUUUGUGGGCAUUAAUUUUAUGCUACUUAUACAUGGUAUGAAUAAUUUAUAUUAGUUUCUUAAUGUCUUAUUUAAUUUCUCUGUGUUUUAAUUUCUAUGCCAUGCAAAACAUAUUUGAAAAUUUUUAUAAUUAUUUUGUACAAGUCAUUUAUAAUUGAAUUAUACAAAACAUUUAAGAUUAGUUUAUAGAUAGAGGUUUUGAUGCAAAUAGAUAUUAAUUAUGCCAAUUUAAUUGUACCAUAUCUGUAAGGUGACAAAAGUAACUAAAACAAAUUGUACAUUUUGAUUUAUAAAUUAUCAUAACUGUAAAUUUCAGGAAUAUCUGAGCCAAAUUGUUCAAUGUAAGGACAGGUUAUUUGUUACCAUGAUAUUACUUCGUCCCAAAAUGUAAAAAUUACUGGAGCAUUCAUGCAACUAAUUUAUUGCUUCAGGUUUGCAUAAUACCUUUGUACCUAUCGUACCUGUCAGGAUUGCCAAUUGCUAAGAGAGUCUGAAGCAAUCUGCUUGUAGCAAGCAUGCUCCAAUAUUUUUAUCAUUCAGAGAUGAAAUAAUAACACUGCCAAUAUAACCAGUCCCUAUAGUGUACUGAAGAACAUGCUUAGCUGCUCUUGAUAAUUUCUAUAUUAAGAUAAUUUAUAGAGCGAAAUAUACACUUUGUUUCAAUUAGUUCUGCCACAUUCAUUAUUCGCAAAGAACUCACAUUAUCCGCUCGUCAUCAUCGUGCUUGUUUACUUCCCUCUGCUCCCUUCCCCUCUCUCUUCUUUUCUCUCCCUCUUUUUGCCAAAGGGAUGAUUCUGUCUUGAAUAAUAUUAUGCACUAAUUUUUAUUGUUUUAAGACUAAGAAAGAAUGGAUGGAUUUUGUAUGGAAGAUGACUGAGUAAAGCAUAUAAAUAGUCUUAUGCAUGAAAUCACCAGAUUCACGUAAACAGUGUUCAUUAUUAUACUUUAUAUUCUAGAUUCCACUUUUAUUGUAAUUACUGAAACUAUUUCAUUAGUAUGUGUAAAUAUAAAUUUAUUUUUGUAUACAAAGUAGUUUUAUCCUACUUUAUGAGUACUUAAUUGCGAUACUCUUAAUUAUACUUGAUUAAAAUGAACUUGUAUUGAAAUUCAUAUAAAUAUAUUUACUUCUUUAUGCAACAAAUAA
Molecule: messenger RNA, 6851 nt
Organism: Gryllus bimaculatus (two-spotted cricket)
Lineage: Eukaryota; Metazoa; Arthropoda; Insecta; Orthoptera; Gryllidae
Source: the annotation of a GenBank genome assembly